Emiliania huxleyi CCMP1516 is the source of this 233-nucleotide messenger RNA. RefSeq lists its product as hypothetical. The record is from RefSeq and is a predicted model, not a curated record. Lineage: Eukaryota; Haptophyta; Isochrysidales; Noelaerhabdaceae. The transcript has a single exon. The annotation marks the transcript as partial.
AUGGCCUCCCACCGCAUCGGCGCGCGCGUCGCGGGCCUCUCGCCAGCGCAGCUGUGCGCCAUCAUCGAGGCGCAGGCGGGCGCGAGCGACGCCGCGCUGCGCGUGGCGGAGGAGCACGCCGCUCGGCUCGUGGAGCAGCCCGAGUGGGUCCUCUCCGAGGUCCUCCUCUCGCCGGACCUCGCCCCGCACAUCCUCGCCCAGCUGCCGACCAAGGAGCACGCCGCCAAGGGGAC